AUGGUUUACAAUAUGUUUCAAAGAUGUCACUUCUUCAUCUUUCUCUUCCUCGGCUCCAGGUUCUUCGAGUACAUCUUUUUGCACCAGAGCCUGGUGAUGUUCCAGAUCGACCAGAAGACGAAGGACUGCUCAAAGAUCUCUCUGACCGAGGCCUGGGAUCUCUUCGACAUCCCAGCCAACUCCACCUUCGAGGACCAGUACAUCAUCGGAGGCCCCGGGGACAACGUGGAGGUCCAGGAGUGGUCGGACAGGAAGCCUGGCACGCCACAUGAGACCUGGGUGGGCGUUUACACCCUGAAGGACUGCUACCCCGUGCAGGAGACCUACGCCAGGAACAGCAGCGUCACCACCUCCACCCGCUUCUUCAACCUGCAGCUGGGCAUCAGCGACCCCGACGUCUUCACCCCGCCCAGCACCUGUCAAUCAGCUCGGCCUGAGAGGAUGUCGGAGUCCGGCUGCUGA
This is a messenger RNA of Labrus bergylta (ballan wrasse), 462 nucleotides long. Lineage: Eukaryota; Metazoa; Chordata; Actinopteri; Labriformes; Labridae. The record is from RefSeq and is a predicted model, not a curated record.